UCCCCCACAGGGAUGAUGGCUCGUCCUCGUAUGGUAGUAUAUAAGGCUUGUGCCAGAAGACCGUACAAGGGCUCUCACCCAAAGAGGGCAUUACAUGGACCCAUCCAUACUCAUAUGGAUGAGUCUUCAAAAGAUGAUCUGGGGUGUAACUUUGUGGCACAACCAUGCAGGGACAUGACAUUGCCUUCUUUGCCCAAAGUGCAGCGGGACCCUCUGCUGCAGGUGGUGUCCCUGCAGAAGGCUUCAGGCUGCUGGGAGUUAGAACCAGCUCUGGCCCAAGCCCUGAGCAAGACCAGCCAAGACCUGGAGAGCAAACUGCCUGCAAUGGCAAAGAAAGAAGUGUGGGCCACCAUUUUGGCUCUGGUCUGGCUUCAUGGUCUGAAAGCUGAUGCUAAGGACGAGUGGGAGCUGUUGGUCAUGAAGGCUGUGAUGUGGCUGCGCUCACAGAACGCUCAAGGCCUGACUGAGUGUGUGGAAGCCGCCAAUGCUCUUCUGGGGUGCACUGUUCAGAAAGAUGCCCUGGGACUCUAGAUCUAUUUUGUUUAUUAAACUGCUCAUUGAAAGGAAAAUGCAAAAUGGAGGUGUUCUGCAGUUGUGCCUU
This is a messenger RNA of Boleophthalmus pectinirostris (great blue-spotted mudskipper), 601 nucleotides long. RefSeq names its product von Willebrand factor A domain-containing protein 5A-like. The transcript has 5 exons. The record is from RefSeq and is a predicted model, not a curated record. NCBI's taxonomy places the organism in Eukaryota, Metazoa, Chordata, Actinopteri, Gobiiformes, Gobiidae. The coding region runs from base 13 to 531 and encodes 172 amino acids.